AUGGAAGACAAUGCUUCAAGCUGCAUGAUUUCAUGUGCCAAGAUAUUGAAUAUGCCUGCAGAAACUUCAGAUUCUAACAAUACGAAUAAUUACUACACGUUGCCGGCAAGCAAGCGCAUGAGACACGACAACAACAUUAAUAUUUCCCCCUCAACAACAGCAACGGCAAAAUUCAAAGGGGUUGUGCCUCAGCAAAAUGGACAUUGGGGUGCACAGAUAUAUGCCAACCACCAGAGGAUAUGGCUUGGUACAUUCAGAUCUGAAAAGGAAGCAGCCAUGGCUUAUGAUAGCGCAGCAAUUAAGCUUCGCAGUGGGGAUUCACAUAGAAACUUUCAAUGUACAGACCGGAUUGCUCAAGAGCCUACAUUCCAGAACCAUUACAGCACAGAAGCUGUCUUAAACAUGAUUAGGGAUGGCUCCUAUCCAUCAAAGUUCGCUGCUUUUCUUCGUACACAAUCUCAAAACAACGAAAAUAUUGGAAUCUGCAGUCUGAAACAAACAAGGAUAGUGCAUGGCGAUGGACAUUUUUCAUGCAGCCAACUUUUUCAAAAGGAGUUGACACCAAGCGAUGUAGGAAAGCUUAAUAGACUUGUCAUUCCGAAAAAAUAUGCCGUCAGACAUUUUCCUUACAUUUGUGAAAGUUUGGAAGGCAAAAGUAAUAGUACUACAGGAUCAGGUACCGCUCAUGUCGAUGACAUUGAGUUAGUAUUCUAUGACAAGCAAAUGAAGCAGUGGAAAUUCCGGUACUGUUAUUGGAGGAGUAGCCAAAGUUUCGUAUUCACUAGAGGUUGGAAUAAAUUUGUGAAGGAAAAAAAAUUGAAUGCUCUUGAUAUUAUCACAUUCUACACAUGUGACAGUGGUGAAAAGGGAAAAGAGGGCGAGACAUUUUGUUUGAUAGAUGUGAUUUAUAAUGGGGGAGAUCAGAGCAAGAACUGUUUGGCUGAAUAUCAGGGGAUCUGUGAUGGUAAUCAGUCGUUGCAGGUGGAAUUAGAGUUAAAUUUGGGAAAAAAUGUUGGCUACAAAUUAGAUUAUAAGGAUGACGACGGAUCAUAUUCGAACGAAGAUGAUCAGAAGGUACGUCUGAAUAUGGAUGAAAAAGGUAUUAGGAUCUUUGGUGUACAUAUCAGCUGA
Molecule: messenger RNA, 1131 nt
Organism: Carya illinoinensis
Lineage: Eukaryota; Viridiplantae; Streptophyta; Magnoliopsida; Fagales; Juglandaceae
Product: AP2/ERF and B3 domain-containing transcription factor At1g50680-like
Exons: 1
Coding region: 1-1131 (376 amino acids)
Biological process (GO): regulation of DNA-templated transcription
Molecular function (GO): DNA binding; DNA-binding transcription factor activity
Source: RefSeq, a predicted model, not a curated record